ACGUUGAACGUUUCAAUAUGAAAACUAAAGCGAAAAAUAUUGCAAAUAAUAAUAAAGAACGCGAAAAAGGAGAUAAAAAUGAGCAAGCUAAACAGCCGUUUGACAAGAAGAAAUACAGAAUGAAAAAAUACAGCAAUAAAUACAGAAUUAAUAAAUGGGAAGUACAGAGGAAAGAGACUAUGCUACGCGCGCUUCGAAAAGAGAUGAAGAACGAUCCGAAGAAUCCAGGCGAAAAGUCAGCAGAUUUGAAUAUCAUCUCAAAGAACGCAAAUAACACAACAAGCAAACCAAAGAAAAAGAGCUACGCCUUUGAGAAGGUUAAACAAGAAUUGAAGCAGAAGCAAGAGGAAAAGGCCAGAAGGAGGGAAGAGGCCAAUCAGAGGAAGGCUGAACGAGAAGAAGCCUUGAAAAAAUACAGGGAAAAGAAAAAGAAUAAUUUUAAAGUGCUGUCAAAGAAGACAAGAAAAGGACAGCCCGUUAUGAAGGGCAGACUACAGUUGCUGGCGGAAAAAAUACAAAAUUUGACAAGAUAAAAGUUUUUACUUGCAUCUGUGGUCUUUGAUCAAGUUGAGAGUAAGAAGAUACAACGGUGUGAUGUAAUUCAACACCAGUGUUCAGAGAAAAAUUGUUAUUUAUAUAAUUGUUAUAUAUUGUUGCUUUUUGCUGCGUACAACGUAUGUAGACAUCGCAGUAGUUACGAUUCUUCGAUUUUAAAUAUAACAAACUUCGUAUUCUUCUUACUUAUCAAUUCGAUUUUUACGAAAAAAAGGUUGAUUUUGACAAAAAAAAAUAGAAUAAAUUUAUUUCUGUGUCUACAGUCACAAUUCUAAUAAAUGUUUUUUUCCACAUGAAGUUGGCGUUUUUUUAUCAGUAAACUUCAUGCGAAUGAAAAGGCAUUUAUUUGCUGUAAUAUAGCUUCUCGAAAUCGAAAAAUACGUUCUUCCGAAUAAAAUGAGAUUUUCGUCAUA
Messenger RNA from Pseudomyrmex gracilis, 968 nucleotides. Its product is annotated as thyroid transcription factor 1-associated protein 26 homolog. The record is from RefSeq and is a predicted model, not a curated record. Bases 18 to 533 code for a protein of 171 amino acids. Gene Ontology annotation, cellular component: nucleus. NCBI's taxonomy places the organism in Eukaryota, Metazoa, Arthropoda, Insecta, Hymenoptera, Formicidae. The transcript has 3 exons.